CAUACACCAAACGUCACUUCCUUUUCUCGUCCAACUUGGAACGGAUUGACAGCAAGGAAGAUUUUCCAAUCAAGACUUUUACGCUUUAACGUGUUUCUAAGCACACUGCGACAUGUUUUGAUCCGUCUAAAAACUUUAAUUAAACUUAAAAAAAUAUAAAAAAACCAAAAAAAUUAGUAAAAUUUUAUAAAAAACUAAAAAAGUCAAUUGAAACGUGGUCGACAUUGAACAAGCUGUUCUGGUAACCGCCAUUUUUACAAGCACGAGAUCGUCACCUUUCCUGUUAACUUCGCCGUAAACUACAAAAAUGAAUCCAGCAACUAACUACCCAAUGGCAUCACUUUACGUCGGUGAUCUUCAUCCCGAUGUCACAGAAGCUAUGUUGUUUGAAAAGUUUUCUACAUGUGGUCCGGUGCUGUCCAUUAGAGUUUGCCGCGACAUGAUCACCCGCAGGUCUCUUGGCUAUGCAUAUGUGAAUUUUCAACAGCCACAUGAUGCUGAAAGAGCGAUGGACACUAUGAAUUUUGACACCAUCAAGGGACGUCCCAUCAGAAUUAUGUGGUCUCAGCGUGAUCCUUCACUUCGUAAAUCAGGAGUUGGCAAUGUCUUCAUUAAGAACUUGGACAAAAGCAUUGACAAUAAAGCAUUGUAUGACACUUUUUCAGCAUUUGGAAAUAUUUUGUCUUGUAAGAUUGCAUGUGAUGAACAUGGCUCAAAGGGAUAUGGCUUUGUCCAUUUUGAGACUGAAGAAGCUGCAAGACAGUCCAUUGAGAAAGUAAAUGGAAUGUUGCUGAACGGGAAAAAAGUGUAUGUAGGUAGAUUCAUUCCCCGCAAGGAGCGUAUCAUGUUGAUGGGAGAUAAACACCGUAAAUAUAACAAUGUUUACAUUAAAAACUUUGGUGAGGAACUAGAUGAUGAAAAGCUCAGAGAAAUGUUUGAGCUGUAUGGAAAAAUUAUCAGUGCCAAAGUGAUGUAUGAUGGCUCUGGUAAAUCUCGUGGUUUUGGAUUUGUUAGUUUUGAGGAGCCAGAUGCAGCAGAAAAGGCAGUGACAGCUCUGAAUGGAAAUGAAAUGGGAGGGAAGCCAUUAUAUUGUGGACGUGCUCAGAAAAAGGCUGAACGUCAAGCUGAGUUGAAAGAAAAAUUUGAAAAAAUUAAGCUUGAGCGUAUUAACCGUUACCAGGGUGUUAACUUGUACGUAAAAAAUCUUGAUGAUGGAGUUGAUGACGAUCGUCUACGCAAAGAGUUCUCUCAGUUUGGAACAAUCACUAGCGCAAAGGUGAUGGGAGAAGGUGGAAGGUCCAGAGGUUUUGGAUUUGUGUGCUUUAGCUCACCAGAAGAAGCUACUAAAGCAGUUACUGAAAUGAAUGGCCGCAUUAUUGUAGCCAAGCCUCUGUACGUUGCACUCGCUCAACGCAAGGAGGACCGGCGAGCACAUCUGGCAAGCCAGCAUAUUCAAAGAAUUGCAUCAAUGCGUCAGCAGAAUGUCCAGUACAAUCCAAUCUUCAAUGCUGGUGGUGCAGGUUACUUUGUCCCCACCAUGCCACAAGCACAAAGAGGCUUUUUCACUCCAGCAAAUGUCUCCUCCAUCAGACCAACACGUGCACCAUGGACUUCAGGAGUUAGGCCAAACCAGGCAGCAGGAUUCCAAGCCAUGUCUAACCAGAUUAGGGCAAGGCCCCCAGCUGCUCAAACACAGAUGCGCCCAACAACUGUCAAUUCAAGACCUAUUACAGGACAGUCAGUUGCAGCAGCUGCACCACGUGGAGUACCUAUGGCAGGGUUAACCCGCCCUCAAGGACCUGGUCCUAUUCCACAGCAGGGUCGCCCAGCAGCCUAUCCUGCUGGAGCCAGACCUCCAAUGACAGGACAGCCUGGCCGCCCUAUGCCCCAGGAACUCUUCUUUCAGAGCCAACAAUCGGUGGUUAUCCCUGGUCAAGACCCAUUGACAGCCAGUAUGUUAGCAGCAGCCCCACCACAAGAGCAGAAACAGAUGUUAGGAGAAAGAUUGUUUCCCCUUAUCCAGCGCAUGUAUCCAGAGCUGGCAGGCAAAAUCACUGGAAUGUUGCUCGAGAUAGAUAACUCUGAGCUUCUCCACAUGUUGGAGUCUCAGGAAUCUCUUAAACUGAAGGUGGAAGAGGCUGUAGCUGUACUUCAAGCUCAUCAAGCCAAGGAAAAUGCUGCAGCUAAAAAGGACUAAAUUGCGGUAGAGGAUUCGGUUUGCCUAGAAAUAUGACGGUUCCUUUCUGGCAUCUCUUGAUGCUGUGACUUUUUUCCCUCAUUUUUGACUGGGUUUUAAUUUUACUUUCUUUAACAGUUCUAAUUAGAUGUUUGAGGUUGUGAGUUUUCUGGUUUGUCAGCAUUGUAAAAUAAGGUAGGGAAUACAAACUGUAUUUGUUCAACCUUUUAAAGCAUAAUCUUGUAGUAGAGUUGCUGGUGUUUUUGCAUAUUUCUUUUAGUUUACUGUUAUUUUCAGUAGCCAGCAAGUUAAAGGUAGUCAUGUGAUUAGUUUCAUUAUCAUUGUAAAAAUGAUUUUGCCAUCAUUUACAGUAGCAUUGUAUCCAGGCACAUUUCUUGUAUCUUAUGUUAUCAGACUAGUGAUUUAUCUCUUUUUAGUCUAAUGAGGGAAAUAGAUACAAUAGCAAAGGUAAUUGUAAUGUUAAAUGGCCCUUCAUUGACUAUGGAAGUCUCACAAAUUUUUUUUUUGUUCAUGAGCCACGGUUUCAUAACUCAUGUUAUUAUUGUUUGUAUGGUUAAUUAUUUUUCCUCCUGAAAGAAUUGCCAAAUAGCUUAUGUAUUGUUUUUGUGCUAAUUGCUGCUCAACUUAUGGUUUAUCAGAAUAGUUGGUUCCUACAUUACUGGUAAUACUUGUCAGAAUGGCCAUUUGGCUGAUACAUCAGUUAACAUUGAACAGCAUAUAGUAUUAUAACAAUGUUUUUGGCUGUAAGUCUAGUCGUACUUACAAGAGCUAGACACCAAUAUUUGAGCAAAUAUUUCUUCCUUCCGACCGAGUUAGGACAAACAUUGCUGUUGCUGUGGUGCGCCCACAUAUACAUACUCUACCUGGAGUAUGAUUGUUCAUACAGCUCUUAGUCCACUGAGACCAAGAUAAAACAUCAAGCUGUCAUUAUGACAAUACCUGCUUGAAAAUUUGUUUUGCUGGACUAAGCAGCGGAUUUUGUUAUUCACAGGAGAAUAACAAUGCUCUCUUUGAAUAAUAAAACAAUUGUUUUUGGAGUUGUGCAGUUAAAAAAAAUAAAAAAAAUAUACAAUAGAUUUGCGCAACUGCAUUUUUUAUAUGUACACUGUAUACAUUAACUAAAGUAUAAAAAAUAGUAAAAUAAUAAAAAUGUAACCUAAAAAAAUAUCAUUGGUAUGCUCAUUGUCUUCUUUCUGGUACGGCUGGUCUUACCAUUUUGGUUUAUUGGAGUGAUUAAAAACUUUAUUUAAUAAAAUUUCAGUUUUCAUUGA
Molecule: messenger RNA, 3468 nt
Organism: Physella acuta
Lineage: Eukaryota; Metazoa; Mollusca; Gastropoda; Physidae
Product: polyadenylate-binding protein 4-like
Molecular function (GO): RNA binding
Source: RefSeq, a predicted model, not a curated record